Molecule: messenger RNA, 4374 nt
Organism: Salvelinus fontinalis (brook trout)
Lineage: Eukaryota; Metazoa; Chordata; Actinopteri; Salmoniformes; Salmonidae
Product: piggyBac transposable element-derived protein 4-like
Exons: 2
Coding region: 1023-3008 (661 amino acids)
Source: RefSeq, a predicted model, not a curated record
GGCCGGGGUCACAGUGACCCAACACCACCACCUGCUGGAUACUAGUAAAAGGUCCUGCCCCAAAAUUGACAUUCUCAACAUUCCGGGCAAGGGCCUGUGUCGAAUACGGCGUGUCUGCCCCAAACGGGCCCUUGGGCACCGUGUGAGUUUGGAUAUCGAAUCUAAAAACGCCCCCCUACAAACUACUUUCCCUUGGUUGUGGAAAUUGUGCCUUUCGGGUAUGGCUGUUGUUAGACAACCUUCCCCUUGCCUCGGCGGGACAGAGUGACCACCGGCCAGCGUUCCGAGUCGAUUCCCAGUGUCUGUGUGGGUUAGAGAGACCCCGGCAGCGUUUAGCAAGGUGUAUGUUGUAACCCUCCUACCCCUGUCUGGGCCAGGUCACAUUGACCCGAGCCCUGUUGUAAGCCCUGCGUUAUGAGUUGUUCCCCUCUGUUCCGGGGGCCUGGGGUCAGAGAGACCCCGGCGGCGUUAGCAAGGUGUAUGUUGUAAACCCUCCCCUCCUACCCCUGUCUGAGCCGGGUCGGAGUGACCCGGGGCCUGUGUUAGGAGUUGUUCCCCUCUGUCUGGGCCGGGUCGGAGUGACCCCGGCAGGGACCAGUUGUCCCCACCAACUCUGUGCACGACCUCGGUGCUAUCACGCGGGUAGGCCAGCCGAGCGUCCCGGAUGGGACCGAAGGGGCCAAGGGGCCGAAGGGGCGAAGGGGCGAAGGGCCGAAGGGCCGAAGGAGCAGGCAGGGCCGACCACGCGCCUCGUCCAUUCGCGUGCCUCGUCCCAUUCACGUGGCCACCGUAAGCAGGGCGUAGAGAGGCUACUAAUAUUGUCAGGAAGAAGAAGAAGAAGAAGAAGAAGAGGACGACGACGAGGACGACGACGAGGAGGAAUACGACCCCGCCGAGCGUGAGCCCUCCGCCUACGACAGUAAGCAGGGCGUAGAGAGCCUACUAAUAUUGUCAGGAAGAAGAAGAAGAGGAAGAAGAACAACAAGAACAACAACAACAACAACAACAACAAGAAGAACAAGAUGAGGACGAUGAUGAGGACGACGACGACGAGGACGACGACGACGAGGAAUACGACCCCGCCGAGCGUGUUGCCUCCGCCUACGACGCCUCGCAGUCCCGGUUUCAGCGCGGCUCAGGUCCUGGAACAGAUAUCCUCCAGCGUCGACCAAGAAGACGAAGAAGACUACUGCGAUUCCGAAGAGGAGGACGUUUCGGAAGAUGAAGACGGUGAGGAAUACAACCCCGAGCGCGACGCGGACGACUACGGAGACGACUCGGCCUCGCGGUCGAGCUCCUCUUCGGAGGAAGAGCCGGAGGAAGAGCCGGAGGAAGAGCCGGAGGGAGACGCGGCCGCUGCCCGAGAGGAGCGAGACAGAGAGCCAGACAGAGCCAGAGAGCCAGAGCGAGAAAGGGAGACGUUGCUGUCGAAAAACGGCAAAAUCAAAUGGUCCUCCGCGGCCUAUCGCGGCCCGGACCGACCCCGCGCCAUCCGCCAGCCCUGCCCCGCCGUGACGCCGGGCCCCACGGCCUACGCCGCGUCGCGAGCGCUCGACAUCGAGUCCGCCUUCCGGCUGUUUGUCACACCGGCGAUAGAAAGGAUCAUCGUGGACAUGACCAAUCUGCAGGGGGUGAGAAAAUACGGAGACGGCUGGCGACCCAUGGACUCCACCGACCUGCGCGCCUACGUAGGGCUGCUGAUCCUAGCCGGCGUCUACAGGUCCCGAGGCGAGGCCGCGGCCAGCCUGUGGGACGCCGAGAGCGGCAGGACCGUGUUCCGCGCCACCAUGCCGCUCAAGGCGUUUCACAAGUACUCGAGGCUGCUGCGAUUCGACGACCGCCAGUCGAGACCCGCGAGACUCGCCACCGACAGACUGGCGGCCGUGAGAGAGGUGUGGGACCUGUGGGAGGAGCGGCUGCAGGCCCUCUACAACCCGGGGCCCGAAGUGACGGUGGACGAACAACUGGUCCCGUUCAGAGGACGCUGCCCUUUCCGACAGUACAUUCCCAGCAAGCCGGCCAAAUACGGCAUCAAGUCGUGGGUGGCCUGCGACGCCAAGUCCAGCUACGCUUGGAAGAUGCAAGUGUACACCGGCAAGGCGGCCGGCGGAUGCCCCGAGAAGAACCAGGGCGCGCGCGUCGUCCUCGAUCUGACCGAGGGACUGCCGGCCGGUCACAACGUCACGUGUGACAAUUUCUUCACCUCCUACGAACUCGGGCAGCGGCUCCUCGAGAGGAACCUCACCAUGGUGGGCACGGUGCGAAAGAACAAGCCCGAGCUCCCUCCCGCGCUGCUCCAGUCCAAGGGCAGACAGGUCUCGUCCUCCAGGUUCGCCUUCACGCCCACCGCCACUCUAGUGUCCUACCUGGCAAAGAGAAAUAAGAACGUGCUGCUUCUGAGCACGCGGCACGCGGAGCCCGACGUCAGCGAUCGCCGAGACCGGAAGCCGGCCCUCAUCCUAGACUACAACUGCAACAAGGGCGGCGUGGACAACCUAGACAAGGUGGUCGGGACCUACAGCUGCAGACGGAUGACCGCCCGCUGGCCCCUGGUCAUCUUCCACAACAUCCUCGACGUGUCCUCCUACAACGCCUUUGUCAUAUGGCGAGAGAUCAACCCCGACUGGAUGCCCGGGAAGCGGAACAAGAGGAGGGUGUUCCUGGAGCAGCUCGGAAAGGCGCUCGUGAAGCCCUUGAUCCAAAGAAGGCAGCGUCUCCCCCGCACCGAAGCCGCGUCCGCACUUGUCAAAGUCAUACGGGGCGAGCGUGUAUCCGCCGAGGCUCGUCCGCAGGCCCGCGAGCGAGCCGCCGGCCCGGCCGCCGCCGCCGCCCCGGCCGCCCCGCUGGGGGCGAGUAAGAGGAAGAGGUGUCAGGUCUGCCCACCCAAGAAGGACGCCAAGACACACACAGCGUGCUGCAGGUGUAAGAAAUACAUCUGCAAAGGCUGUUCACACCCAUACUGUCACACUUGUGCCCACUGGGCCUUUAGCCAAGACGGGACAGAGUGACCCGGGGGGGGACACUGUGUGCUAGGCAUAAUAGAAGGACAACGGGAGGGUUAUGUAACAACAACCAUACCCAAAAGGCACAAUAUCCACAACCAAGGGAAGGUAGUGCAGGAGGGGGGGCGUUUUUAGAAUCAAUACCCAAACUCACACGGGGCCCAAGGGCAGUACGGGGGACAGCCUGUCACUUCGCACACAGGGCCCUUGGCCGUAAUGUUGAAUCUGUGAGUGUCCACCACAACCUCUCAGUUAUCCAAAACUUUAUGUUGUAUCCUGUCUGUGGAAUUUGGAGGCUGUGACAAUAGAUCCAGCUUUCAGUAGUGUAGCAAACCACGUAUCAGUUAUCCAACACUUGAUGUUCUAGCCAACGCACUAAUACAGGGAAGUACUUAUAAGUCAGUUUGGGUUGUUACAAGAGUUUACAUUUAUCAACACUGGGGAAGAGGUAUCAGCUAUAACAAGUAGGACUAUUAUGGGUAACCUGUUCAUCUUCGUUGCAACAAUCCACUUGUCUCUAUGUAUGCAUCUGUACGAAAAGCACAGUGUAAUCAGUGAUGGACCUGUGCUUGAAGAAGACUACCUGGGUGUGGAUGGGGGACUUGACCUUGACGGAGAAUAUCGUGGUAUGGAUGGGGGACCUGAGUUUGACGGGGAAAAUGGGGUUAUGAACGGAGGCCCUGAGUUUGUGAACGGAGGCCCUGAGUUUGACAGACCCGGAUUACAAGGAAAAUCUAGAGUGGCCCGCUCUAUCCAAGGUGGUUCGGAUGACCACUCUAUGCCUGACCUCAUUGGGGUAGAGAAAGGUUAUUGCUACAGGAACAUUUGUAGGCAAUUUGACACCUGGAACGUUACUUACCGGGUGACAUUGAUGAAACCAUACCAAGUGUAUAAACUUGAUGGUAAAUGUCUGCCUAUCACUCUAGUGCGCUACUACGGAAAAGGAAAGCCUGACGUCUCAGUGUUCUCUGUGGUGUUUAACUGGAAGACAACGUCUACUCAGUCUCUAAUACCCAGUGGAUCACAAUACAAGGCAGGUGUACAGAUCUUGGUGAAUUGUGCAUCUGGAAGAGACAUGGAUGGUCCCGGAACAGCCGUGGUAGAUCGGCCUUACUACGCAGCCUGUCCUGUGGACUGUACCGGAUACAACGUGAACACUGGUGCCAGACUACAUUCCCUGGGUCUCAGUGUACUGAAGACUGAAGGUGUGAGGAUGAUGGACUUGUCAUCGGUGUCACUGAAUCUGACACUGCUCCGAGAAAGUAUGGGGGAGAUGUAAUUAUCCUAACAGUUGAAAUGUUAUAUUGUAUUCAUUUGGUACUAUGGUGAUGUGGACCUCUUUUAUCAAUAAAGUACAGUUGGUAACACUUGA